AUGACCGAUCAAAUAAAGUUUAUAGUGAAGGAAUUGAAUUCCACAUUAGGCAGAAAUUACGAUUUAAUAAAAUAUGACUCCUUAGACGAAAAACAAUUACUGCAAGUUCUUGGUGAUCUUUUGGUUAGUUUUGGCGCAGGGGAAAAGCUUAAUGUUCAUGAAGAUGAGCCGGAGAUGGUUACUGUGCGGCUAUUAGAAAUGUUGGGUAAUGUAAAAUAUCGGCCGCCUUCUAGUGUUGAAGCAACAGCAUUUAGGUCGCAGUUAAUCGCAGGAGAUCAAAGGACUGUUCACCAUGUUUUACAUUGGCUUUUGUCAAAUAAAGAACAAGUAAAAAAUACAGCAUAUUUGGCUAAGUAUUUGAAAAUUCCGGACAUCCCAGCCGAUGUUACAAGGAAUAAUACGAUCCAAGACUUAUUGGACCUCUAUCAGAAUCUCAUUGAUGAGUUUAAGGAUGUACACAAAAGAACGAGGAUGCUGCAAAAAGAAAAUGCUACUGAAAUAAUUAAUGAUAUUAAGGAAAUGGCAGUGGAAAGGGACAUUGUUAUCAAACGCUUAGAAAACGUCCAAGUUCAUUUAGUAGACGUAAGAGAUAAAGAAGAUUUGCUGGCAGUAAGUAAACUGCUACGUGUCCAACAGGAAAAAGCAAAGGAAUUGCAGACUCAAUACAACAUGCAACAAGCUCAAUUGAAAACAGCUUCGGAACAGUUGAAGCGGUAUUUAAACGUUAUGCACGGACAAAGUGCAACCCCGAAAACCGCAGCAGACGUUAUUAAACAUUUAGAAGAGGAAAUACAGUUGAACAGUUAUCUAAUUAAAGAAAAGCUUCCCCAAGAGACGGCGAGUCUACAGAAGGAAUUAAACAUAAUGCAAACGAUAGCCAUGGAACAACAUCCGACACGGUCAGAUCUAAUUGUCCUUCAGGAUAAGAUAUCAAAAGUGAAUGGUGAGAUCGAGCAGAUAGUUCAACGUCGUCUCUCCGAAUCCGAUCCCCAAGAGGACAAGCUGGCUCCCUUCCGUCAGCAGGCGGCCGUCAUAAGGAGGAACAAGGAAUCAAGUGCAGCCCGAGUGCACGAGCUAACUACAACACUUAGGGAAAACGAGGCGACUCUGGCUGACUUACGAUCACAGGUAAAACAAUUGCUGGGCGAUAUGGUGCUAAGAGGAGAGGAGCUGAAAAAAUACGUCAAUUCUCUUCGCACUAAAAGUACCCUCUAUAAAAGGCAAAGGGCAAAUCUAUCAACUUUCAAGGUAGAAGCGGGGAUAUUGUCCAGAACUCUACAAAUAUUAUGUACGAAGGAUCCCACGGUGGAAUUGGCUCUCGGAAUAAAGAGAAAAUCUACGGAUUUAACAAAAAAAUCUUUUCAUGAAGUUUCUCAGCUCGUUGCCCAGACGGCUCAAAAGUUGUCAAUGGUUCGUCAAGAAAUACAACCAUUAGCUGAUGAGGUUAAACCGAUCAAACAAGAAUUCCAAGAAAUACAGACUCAAUACGAACAGAAAAAAAGAGUUUAUGAAGCUACGUCGAUUAAUAUUUCUUCCCAAAUGGAGCCUUUAAAGAGCCAAGUUAAAGAAUUGACUGAUUUGUUAAACCGUAAAGAAGAUGAAUGGAAAAACUUAAGACAAAAAAUAACAAAGGCUGAAAGUUUGCAAGAAGUUGUUAUGUUUGAGAUGAAAAACUCAAUGCAAUCUCCGAGGACCCCGUCCAAAAUGGAGGCUCUGAAGAAAAGGGUUGCGGAGCUCGAAGAGAUUGUUAGGAAUUUAGAAGUUGAACAAAGAGAGAUAAGUUCAAAGCAAGGUGCGGUCGAGGAACAGACGCGUUUGUGGCAGAACGUCCUGCAAUUGUUGCGUUGCAAACUAAAGGCGCGCAGCGAGCCUAAUACACGUCACGAACGGAUGCACAUCACGAAACAUUCACAGAUGUUAACUCUUACUUAG
Danaus chrysippus (African queen) is the source of this 1932-nucleotide messenger RNA. The record is from the annotation of a GenBank genome assembly. NCBI's taxonomy places the organism in Eukaryota, Metazoa, Arthropoda, Insecta, Lepidoptera, Nymphalidae.